This is a messenger RNA of Argentina anserina (silverweed cinquefoil), 2088 nucleotides long. Its product is annotated as scarecrow-like protein 23. Gene Ontology annotation, molecular function: DNA-binding transcription factor activity; sequence-specific DNA binding. Bases 296 to 1588 code for a protein of 430 amino acids. NCBI's taxonomy places the organism in Eukaryota, Viridiplantae, Streptophyta, Magnoliopsida, Rosales, Rosaceae. Gene Ontology annotation, cellular component: nucleus. Gene Ontology annotation, biological process: bundle sheath cell fate specification; regulation of DNA-templated transcription; leaf development. The transcript has a single exon. The record is from RefSeq and is a predicted model, not a curated record.
AACGGAGUUAACGACAAACCCCAAACGGAGCACCACCACCUAACGGCGACGACGACAACCCCCACACGUGCUAACUGACACGUACCAAAGAAAGAAAUGUAAUUCCCAAAAAGCCAUCAACCUUUCUGCUAUUCACUUUUCUCUAUUCCCAAACACACCCUCUCCCCUUCUUUUUCUUUCUUCUCUAUCUGACACUCCAUCUCUGCAAAUCUCUCUGUAACAAGCUUUUCAUUUGUCUCUUUCCGCUCGAAGCUUUCCCCCUUCUGUAUUAUUCUUCUCUCCUUCUCUUCCAGUCAUGCUUCAGAGCUUAGUCCCCCAAUCCUCUAUUGCCGCCAACAACCCUACCUCCUCUUCUCCCCCCUCCAUGAAAACCAAGCGCGUCGACCGCGACCACGACCCCUCCUCCUCCUCCUCCAAGCGCCCCGCCUUCUCCCGCGACCCCACCCUGCCCGAGCCCCCCGUCGCCGAGAACGAGUCCGCCGGCCUCAAACUCCUCGGCCUCCUCCUACAAUGCGCCGAGUGCGUCGCCAUGGAUAACCUCCACGACGCCAGCGACCUCCUCCCGGAGAUCUCCGAGCUCUCCUCCCCCUUCGGCAACUCCCCGGAGCGCGUCGGCGCCUACUUCGCCCACGCGCUCCAGACGCGCGUUAUCAGCUCCUGCCUCGGGACGUACUCCCCUCUCACGACGAAAGCCCUAACUGCGGCGCAGUCGCAGCGGAUCUUCAACGCGCUCCAGUCGUACAACUCCAUCAGUCCGCUAGUGAAAUUCUCUCACUUCACGGCGAACCAGGCGAUAUUUCAGGCGCUGGAGGGGGAGGAUCACGUCCACGUCAUCGACCUGGACAUAAUGCAGGGCCUCCAGUGGCCAGGGUUGUUCCACAUCCUCGCCUCCCGGUCAAAGAAAAUCCGGUCAAUGCGGAUAACCGGGUUCGGAGCCUCCACCGAGCUGCUCGAGUCCACAGGCCGGAGGCUCGCGGACUUCGCGAGCUCUCUCGGCCUGCCCUUCGAGUUCCAGCCAGUCGAAGGGAAAAUCGGAAGCAUUUCCGAGCUGAGUCAGCUCGGAAUCCGAGAGAGCGAGGCCACAGUUGUGCACUGGAUGCACCACUGCCUCUACGACGUCACCGGAAGCGACAUCGCGACGCUGAGAUCGGUGAGCCAGCUGCGGCCGAAGCUGAUCACGAUCGUGGAGCAGGACCUGAGCCACAGCGGGAGCUUCCUGGGGCGGUUCGUAGAGGCGUUGCAUUACUACAGCGCGUUGUUCGACGCGCUCGGGGACGGGUUGGGUGCGGACAGCCUAGAGAGGCAUAUGGUGGAGCAGCAGCUGUUCGGGUGUGAGAUAAGGAAUAUCCUGGCCGUGGGUGGGCCCAAGAGGACGGGGGAGGUGAAGGUGGAGAGGUGGGGGGAGGAGUUGAAGCGGGUCGGGUUCCGGCCCGUUUCGCUUGGCGGUAACCCGGCCGCCCAGGCCAGCCUUUUGCUGGGGAUGUUUCCUUGGAAAGGGUAUACAUUGGUGGAGGAGAAUGGGUGCUUGAAAUUGGGGUGGAAGGAUCUUUCCUUGCUCACCGCCUCAGCCUGGCAGCCGUCCGAUUGAAUGACUUUGACUAUCCGGGUCGAUUAUUUCGAUAUUGAUCGAUACCAUCAAGCAAACGUUGGGUCAUGGAGGCAAAAGGAAUAUCAUUUCUGCUUUGUUUCCUUGGGUGUUUUUCACUGUGCUGUAAUUGUUUGAAAGGAGGUAGUUAGGUUUUGUUCUUUAGAGGAAAAGGUCUAUAGUUCAUGGGGGUCUUUCUAUAGUUGAUGAAAAUUCAAGUGAAAAUCAAAUGCAUUCUUGGUCACUUGCAAUUUGUUUAAUUCAUUGACUAGUUUAAUUAAGGUUUGGCAUUGUCAUGAAUCAUGAUAGGGUGGGAAGUUGCAAUCAAGAUGGAAGAAUAUUGGGAAACUCUAAUAGAGAAAAUAAAACAAGACUUGUCCUCUUUGGUGUGCUCAAAAUAUGAACAAGAGACUGAAAAACUGUUGCGAAGUAUUUAUUGGAAUUCUUUGUUAGUUUCUGUCAAUUCGAAGGACACCAUUGAUGUUACAAGUUGCAAAAAAUUC